GCGGGCUGGACUCCUGCAGGACCCAGAGGAUGGGGAUUAUACAGCUGUGUGCUAGAGGAGGUUUUGCAAAGUGCUGCUGGUCCGGCUGACAGCUCCAUGAUCUCUCGGUGGAGGUUCGGCUGAGGAGCUGUGUGCAGCAUGGGCACCGGGGACUACAUCUGCGUGACUCUGCGGGGGGGUGCACCCUGGGGCUUCACCCUGAGGGAGGGAGAGGGGGACACCUACAGACCCUUCCUAAUCUCCCAGGUGGAAGCCGAAGGUCGUGCCUCCCUGGCUGGAGUGUGUGAAGGUGACGAGGUGGUGUCACUGAACGGAGAGCCGUGUGCUGAUCUCACUCUGUUACGAGCCUGUGCAUUCAUCGACACAUCCAUCGACUGUCUGCAGCUGCUGCUCAAAAGAUCCUGCAUCGUCCCAUCAGAAGAAUAUGAAUCAGAAGAGACACACGCUGCAGAGAGGGACUCCUCUGGUGAGGCUGUAGAGAGCACCACCCUCCACAUCUUCCCCCCACAACACAGGUCCCAAAGCCCGAAGGAAAUCUACAUAUCCGAGGCCCAGGACGAGACCUGCUAUGGGGACACAGAGUUUCCCAAGAGUCCCCAACUGCUUUGUACCCAGCUCCAUGCUCCCUCGUCUGAUGAUCAGAAAGGUCCUAUUCUCAAGAAAAAUGAAGAACGGCAAUGCUUCUCCCCUGGGAACAUGGUGGAGCUCCAGGUGUCCCUGUCCGAGUCAACUUUGGAGGACGUGGGCUGCACCUCUCUGGGGAGUGCUAUGGGGAUAGACGGGGAACUCUCCAACAGAGAGGCUGUCCAGGAGAUCCACACCACCAGCAUAACGUCGCACUAUGUCCCACGGCCUGCCAGGGAGCCGCUCGGACAGCACGGGGUGGUGCUCAACUCCCCGUCCAUGCUGGGGCAGGUGGAGGUCAUUGUGCAGCAGCCAGGCGCAUCAGGAACAAGGAGGAGCAUCUCCAGGGUGGGAGGCCCUAGGGUCAAUGGGUCCCAAAGUGAAGGAGAGGAAGGAGGAGGGCCCUGUGAGAGAGUUCCUGGGUGUUUCACUGUCUCAUUUCCCUCAGAAGAGGCGACAGCAGCAGAAGAGCAGGACUCAGAGACUGAGGGGGAUCCAGACAAACCCAACAAGCAUCGGGCAAAACAUGCCAGGCUCAGGCGCAGCGAGAGUCUUUCUGAAAAGCAGGUGAAGGAAGCCAAGUCCAAAUGUAAACGUAUUGCUCUCCUUCUGUCGGCUGCUCCGCCUAACCCCAACAACAAGGGGGUGUUGAUGUUCAAGAAACAUCGGCAGAGGGCCAAGAAAUACACACUGGUGAGCUACGGCACAGGAGAAGACGAACCCGAGUACAGCGACGAAGAGGACGAGGAUACACAGGAAACCCACACUGUUGAAUUUACCCUUGUGGCUCCAAACGGUUCUGAAAUAGACAAGCACUUCCUCAUUAAUGCCCAAAGUGGCAAAAGUGUGCUAACUAUCAACUGGGACAAGGGUCUUCUGGAGAUUGAAAGGAACCUGAAAAACGGAGCAGAGAUGGAUUGUUUGCCUGACACACAGGGCAAGGGGGCUACAAUGUUUGCCCAACGGCGUUUAAGGAUGGAUGAGAUUUCUGCUGAACAUGAUGAGCUCAGGCGCCAGGGGAUACCCGUGGAAGCAGUACCGUUGAUUGAAAAGAAGAUGGAGGAGCACACUUACAUGCAGUCCACAACAGAGGGCCAUGCUUAUAUGGAUGUAAAUAUACACCAACAAAGCCAACAACAACAAGAGUACCAGCAAUAUCAGGAGCAGCAGUACUAUGAGCAACAACAGAACUACCAACAACAACAACUACAACUACAACAACAACAACAACAACAACAACAACAACAACAAUACCAGCAGCAGCAGCAGCAGCAGCAGCAGCAGCAGCAGUAUGAACAGCAGCAGCAGUAUGAACAACAGCACUAUCAACAGCAGCAAAUGUAUCAGCAGCAGCAGCGAGAAUAUCAAGAGCAACAGCAAAUGCAGCACUAUUCUACAAACAUCAAUGGCACAGUGCAACAUCAACACAGUGAAAUCCAGAGUUCUUUCAGUAAUCCAUCUGCAAAGCCUUUCGCUGCAGAAAACAUGGUGGCUGCUCCUUAUUCUCCCGCAAUGAGUGGGACCAAUCAAGAUUCUGUGGGCCAAGGAGAGCAGAUAGCCUCCCGGGAUGAGCGCAUUGCUACCCCUGCGAGUCGGACUGGGGUUUUGUCCGACGCAAGGAGAAGAAAUGCUGGUAAGCCUAUGUUCUCGUUUAAGGAAGCACCUAAAGUAUCGCCUAACCCAGCACUGCUAAACCUCCUCAACAGAAAGGAUAGGAAGUUGGGUGUUGAGUCAGGAGGCGAGGAAGACUACCUUAGCCUUGGGGCUGAGGCUUGUAAUUUCCUGCAAUCUCAACAAAUUAAACAUAAGGUUCCUCCACCUGUGGCUCCAAAGCCUGUGAUCGACCCCAACUCUCCUCCUUGGACACCGCAGAUAGAAAUGAUCAACCAGGACAUGCCUCAACAAGCUGAAAAUAGUGUUUUCACACCUGCUCUAGCCCCCACCAUAGAGACAACCCCUGCUCCAGAACUAGAGCCAACCCCUGCACCUGCCCCUGAGCCCUCCCCCCCUCCUGCCCCCCAGGAGGCUCCUGCCAGCAAUCCCACUGUGGAACAGCCCACAUGGGCUCUACAAGAACCUGAAACUCAACAGCCUCUGCAAGUGACGGCUCAGGAGGAGAAUGGUCAUACGAAUUGUCCCCCGCAGCAUGAGCUUGCUCCUUGCUGGGCUCCAGCACAAACCGAGGCACAACAACAGCCACCUACCAAUUCUUGGCCUCCAGCUCAAGUGCAGCCCGAGGUACCACCUCAAAGUCAGUCGCCACCCCAGCUACCUUGGGUGACACGUCUACCUGCACAGACCCAAGUACAGCCUCAAGUACAGCCUCAACCUCCUACAAAUAAUUGGAACCCUCAAAUUCAGCCAGCAUGGACCCAACCUCAAGAGCAACCACCGUCUCAUCCUCAGGCUCAGCCCCCCUGGACACACUCUCACGAGCAGCCAAAUAUGCCGCAGUCACAACCACCUUGGGGUCAACCCCAAGAACCAAUGCAGCAGCAGCAACCCCAGGCUCCAUGGGCACAACCAUCACAGGCAGACUCUCAGCCUCAACCACCAUGGAUGCAACAACCGCAGCAGAAACCCCAAGCACAACCUCCUUGGGCUCAACCGAUUCAAACUGAAUCUCAGCCACAGCAGCCAUGGGUUCAGCAACCACAGCAUCAGGCACCACAACCAGCAUGGCCACAGGCGCAAGCACCAUGUCAGCCUCAACCACCUUGGGUCUCAGCUCCACCUCAACAGCAGCCUCAAAUUAAUGCAUGGCCUCCAUCACAAACUCAAGCCCAAGUUCAGCCACCUUGGAUCCAAGCAGCCCCAUCACAACUUCCUGCGCAGCCUCAAGCCAUCGUGAAUCCAUGGAUGCCAGUACCAGCCCAGGCUCAGUCCCAACCAUCAUGGGCCCAGAACCCUACAGAACCUGCUCAGCCACCCAUUAAUUCUUGGGCCCAAGAGCAAAAUCAGACCCAACCUCAACCCCAAAAUCAACCGCCUUGGGCUCAACCAGGUCCACCACAGCCAACGUCACAGCCAAACUGGCAACAGUCCUCUUCUCUACCACAGCCACCGAUUAAUACAUGGCCUCAACCUCAGACACAACCUCAGACACCUGUGAAUGCCUGGGCACCACAGCCACAGCAAACACCUGUGAGUGCUUCCACAACAAUGGUAAACACUCAGCCUUCACCAAAACCUUGGCAACCACCACACAAUCUCCCACAAGCAAGGAGCCCUCCAACUCCACCACAGCGAAUGCACUCUUUCAACAUCAGUCAACAUUCUUCAUCUCCCAUCAACCCAAUGGCGAGUGUCUUAAACCCAGCAACCCAGGGUUCAUCUUGUGAUAUGCCAGCCGUCAGAGGGAAAGGAGCUGAUAUGUUCGCUAAGAGGCAGUCUCGUAUGGAGAAAUAUGUUGUGGACUCUGAGACUGUGGAAGCAAACAAGGCAACCCGGGCACCAUCACCAGUUGCAUCCUUACCAAAUGAAUGGAAAUACACAUCUAGCGCUUUUGGCAGGAGCUACUCUCUCUCCCCUCUAGCCAGAGUGCCAUCCAUGGGCCAGCAGUCAGUGUCUGCUGCCUCCCAAAAGCCUCAAGCUCGGGCCUCCACCGCCCCCCCGACAAGCCAGACAUCCUGGCUAGAGAAGGGGCGCAGACCCAUCAUGCCCUGGGAGGCCGCCUCCCGGCACCCCCUGGGCCUGGUGGAUGAAGCAUUUUGUCUCCAGAACCUCCAUCAGAGCCUGGCCACAAACAUACGCCUGGCAGCCCAACGCAAGAAGCUGCCCGAGCCGCCGGCAGAGUGGAAGGCCUGCUCGUCAUACCAGGCCCCGCAGAGGACCGGCAGCCAGACCUGGAGCCAGAGCCAGAGCCGAACUCAGAGCCGGGGCCCGCUACCGUGGUUUGGGUCCCUCACAAGGAGCUCUGCCCCGGUUCCUGCAGAGCCUGCUGGGUACAGGUCUCUCCCCAGACAGUGGCAGCCUCAGAGGGCAGUCACUCAGGAACCCCUGGGGUCCUCGGGUUCCUCCUUCAUGUUCAACAGAGCCACUGAAAAAAAAACGUACAAGUCUGUGUACACCGGCAACAUCUGGAGCUGGAAGCGGUAGGAUCCUUUGAUGGGCAAAAUCCAAACUUUCACUAAAUGCAUUUACUUUAUUAAUUAAUCUUAACAGUUUCAGAGUGAGCUCUUAAAUAAUUAAGUGGACUUUUGGAAAGAUUUUUCUGUUAAAUAUCUAGUAUGAAAUUCAUUUUGCAUGCCAUAAUGAAAUGCGAAAAGUGAGGGUUAGGAAGAUAAUUAGGAUCUGGCAUAAGGGAAAACACUUUCGGUUGAUUUAUUCUCAAAGGUUUAGUAUCAAUAUUUUGAAUUUUAUUCUCAAAAUGGAAACAUUUUUAAAUGCUUUCACCCAUUUUUUGCCCUUUUUCCUGUAAAGGAGAUGAUUAUGCUAACAGUAUAUUGAGACUUAAAAAUAAUUGAUGUUGUAUUAACUAGCAAUUGUGUAGUUUGGUAAAUACUCUGAAGUGGGUUCAUCAGAUGAGGUAACAGCAUGUUGUUUAGAUUGGAUAGAAUGAGUUUGAAUGGACAUGUUUAUUUCAAAAUAAGUGGGAAGAUUUUAUGGAUUGUUAGAUGAUGUAAACUGAUGUUUAGUUUAUCUUUCAGAAGAUAUGUAAGGAUGAAAGAUAGUAAAACAGUGACCCCCACCUACCAGAAAGCUAAAGUGAAGAUUAUCCCUUAAAUAGUUUGUUCUGAGAUUUUGGAUUUUCUGUUCAUUUCUUAUGUAGAUGUUUGUAUUUAGUGUGCAGUGAUUGUGCACCUGCUGAUUUUUGGUGAUUUUGAAUCUAUAAAAUUGGAGAAUGAGUUGCUGUUUCCAGGUCGGCUAAACAUUUCACUGUCAGAAUCCAAUUAGUUUGCUUAAAACUUGGGGAAAGGUUAGUGCUAUAACUCAGCAUGUUGUGUGAGCUCUAAAAUACAUUCACUUAUUUACCAGGUGAAUUUUAAUUAAACCAUGGAAGAUGAAAAGCUGAAAUUAAAGCAUUUUUUAACGUUCCCUAGGAUUGUUUGGUAACUCGUUCUAUGAGGGAUGGGUUACUUAUCUUGGGUUUACUGGCACUGGGUGAAUUGCUUAGGAUCUGUAAUGAGUUGCUUUAUUUUAAGCUAGUUUCCAAAGAGUGUACAUAAUGUCCUAAUGUGAUUCUCACCGAGCAAUCUCAUAACCAUAAAUAAGAUUUAUCACGCAGCAUUGUGUUGUGUGAGGCAAUGCAGUGUAAUUAUCAAAGAUAAACGCAUUGUGGCCAUAACACAAAACCAGUAAUCAUUUCUGUUUUGAUAUGAAUUCACAUAAAGUAAAAAUAAAUACAACCAAAUCGCACCAUUUCA
This is a messenger RNA of Trematomus bernacchii (emerald rockcod), 5990 nucleotides long. RefSeq names its product synaptopodin-2. The transcript has 5 exons. The coding region runs from base 139 to 4722 and encodes 1527 amino acids. The record is from RefSeq and is a predicted model, not a curated record. Gene Ontology annotation, molecular function: actin binding. NCBI's taxonomy places the organism in Eukaryota, Metazoa, Chordata, Actinopteri, Perciformes, Nototheniidae. Gene Ontology annotation, biological process: positive regulation of actin filament bundle assembly. Gene Ontology annotation, cellular component: nucleus; actin cytoskeleton; Z disc.